Messenger RNA from Euleptes europaea (tarantolino), 7438 nucleotides. It is a transcript of the gene CHD8, whose product is annotated as chromodomain helicase DNA binding protein 8. The transcript has 37 exons. The coding region runs from base 3 to 7412 and encodes 2469 amino acids. Gene Ontology annotation, molecular function: ATP binding; ATP-dependent chromatin remodeler activity; protein binding. Gene Ontology annotation, biological process: chromatin remodeling. The record is from RefSeq and is a predicted model, not a curated record. Lineage: Eukaryota; Metazoa; Chordata; Lepidosauria; Squamata; Sphaerodactylidae.
ACAUGGCGGACCCCAUCAUGGAUCUCUUUGACGACCCCAACCUUUUUGGCCUGGACUCGUUGACCGACGAGAGCUUCAGCCAGGGGGCCCCUGACCCCAUCGAGGAGGCCCUGGGGCUCCCGGGCGGGGCCCUGGACUCCUUGGCCAGCGGGUCCAAAGAACAGCAGCCCCCCUCGCAGGCGGAGCCCCCCCAGCCUCAGGCCCUGGCUCUCCCGGACGCACAACCCGAGGUGGCGCCCGAGUUGCCUCAACAGGACCAACCGGGACUCCUGCAGGCCCCUCAAGAUCAGGAGGUCCUAAGCCAAGGCAACCCAUUCAUGGGCGUCUCUUCCGCCGGUGCCACCACAUCAACUGUAGUACCCUCUUCCUCCACCGGGGGCCAGCAGGCAGCGGCCCCUCCUCCGACCCCAAAGAUCGUCAUCUUGAAGGCACCGGCGGGCGGUUCAAUGACGGGGGCCCACGUGGCCCAGAUUCAAGCCCAGCCCAUCGGGGCGGCCAACGGGGGCAAAGUGACCUUCGCCAAGGUGCUGACGGGCACCCCGCUGCGGCCGGGGAUGUCUAUUGUUUCGGGCAAUGCGGUGCUGGCCACCAAAGUCUCCCCGGGGGCCGGGGGCCCUGCAACGCUGCAUCGUCUCGUCCAGCCUGGCCGGCCUGUCAAGCAGCUGGUGUUGCAGCCCAUCAAGAGCCAACCGGGCGGGACCACGGGGGCCACGCCGCUGAAGCCAGCUGUGACAUUGACGUCGACCCCUGCACAGGGGGAGUCCAAGCGCAUCACUCUGGUCCUCCAGCAGCCCCCGGUGGGGGGCGGCCCACCGGGCCAACGCCACGUGGUCCUGGGCAGCCUGCCAGGCAAGAUCGUGCUGCAGGGGAACCAGCUGGCGGCCCUGAGCCAGGCCAAGGGGGCCCCGGGGCAGCCGGCCAAGGUGGUCACCAUCCAGCUGCAGGUCCAGCAGCCCGGCCAGCAGCAGCAGCCCCUGCCCGGGGGCCAGCCCGGCACCCAGAAAAUCCAGCUCCUGCAGCAGCCACCGGCCGGCGCCUCGGGCCCACAGGCCCCGCUGAGCAUCUCCUCUGUGCAGCAGGCCCAGGUGGUGGGGGGCACGGGGCAGAGGGUGACGGUGCCCCUCAAGGUCGUGUUGCAGCCGCAGGCCAGCUCUUCCCAGGGCAGUUCCUCGGGCCUCUCGGUUGUCAAGGUGCUAAGCAGCAGCGAGGUAGCGGCCCUCCCUUCGUCCAGCGGGACCACACGGAGCAGCUCGGACGAGUCCCGCAAGCUGGAGCACCAGAAAAAGCAGGAGAAAGCCAAUCGGAUUGUAGCAGAGGCCAUUGCCAGGGCCCGUGCGCGGGGCGAGCAGAACAUUCCCCGCGUCCUCAAUGAGGAUGAGCUGCCCAGUGUGCGCCCGGAGGAGACGGGCGAGCGCAAGCGCCGCCGGAAGGGCGGAGGAGAGCGCGUCCCCAAGGAGGAGCGUCCUCGCAAGGGCAGGGGCCAAGGGGGGUCCGGCAAGAGCAAAGGGCGGGGGAAGCCCAGCACCAUCACUCCGGUAGUGGGGAAGAAGCGAAAACGCAACGCCUCUUCUGACAAUUCGGACGCCGAGGUGAUGCCGUCCCAGUCCCCGCGCGAGGAGGAGGAGAGCAGUGUCCAGAAACGGCGCUCAAACCGGCAGGUGAAGCGGAAAAAGUACACGGAGGAUCUGGACAUCAAGAUCACGGAUGAUGAGGAAGACGAAGAACUGGACGUGACGGGGCCCAUCAAGACCGAGCAACCCCCUGUCCCGGAACCCCCCGCCCCGGAGCCGAUACCAGAGGGGGAGACGCUGCCUUCCAUGCAGUUCUUUGUGGAAAAUCCCAGUGAGGAAGAUGCCGCUAUCGUAGACAAAGUGUUAUCCAUGCGGGUGGUGAAGAAGGAGCUCCCCAACGGACAGUUCACGGAGGCAGAAGAGUUCUUUGUGAAAUACAAGAACUACUCCUACCUGCACUGUGAAUGGGCCACCAUCGCCCAGCUAGAGAAGGACAAGCGGAUUCACCAGAAGCUCAAGCGCUUUAAGACCAAGAUGGCACAGAUGAGGCACUUCUUCCAUGAGGACGAGGAGCCCUUCAACCCGGACUACGUGGAAGUGGACCGCAUCCUGGACGAGUCGCACAGCAUCGACAAGGAUAACGGAGAGCCGGUCAUCUAUUACCUGGUGAAGUGGUGUUCGCUGCCCUACGAGGACAGCACAUGGGAACUCAAGGAAGACGUGGACGAGGGGAAGGUCCGGGAGUUCAAGCGCAUCCAGUCCAGGCACCCCGAGCUCAAACGGGUGGCUCGCCCCCAGGCAGGUUCCUGGAAGAAGCUGGAGCUUUCCCACGAGUACAAAAAUGGCAACCAGCUGCGAGAAUAUCAGCUGGAGGGGGUGAACUGGCUGCUUUUCAACUGGUACAACAGGCAAAACUGCAUCCUGGCCGAUGAGAUGGGUCUGGGCAAAACCAUCCAGUCCAUCGCCUUCCUCCAGGAGGUGUACAACGUGGGCAUCCGGGGUCCCUUCCUGGUCAUCGCCCCGCUCUCCACCAUCACCAACUGGGAGCGGGAGUUCAACACCUGGACCGAGAUGAACACCAUCGUCUACCAUGGCAGCCUGGCCUCCCGCCAGAUGAUCCAGCAGUAUGAGAUGUACUGCAAAGACUCCCGGGGCCGCCUGAUCCCGGGCGCGUACAAGUUCGACGCCCUGAUCACCACCUUCGAGAUGAUCCUGUCCGACUGCCCCGAGCUGCGGGAGAUAGAGUGGCGUUGCGUCAUCAUCGAUGAAGCCCACCGCCUGAAGAACCGCAACUGUAAACUGCUGGACAGUCUGAAGCACAUGGAUUUGGAGCACAAAGUGUUGCUGACUGGCACCCCCCUGCAGAACACGGUGGAGGAGCUCUUCAGCCUCCUGCAUUUCCUCGAGCCCUCCCAGUUCCCCUCGGAAUCGGAGUUCCUCAAGGACUUUGGCGACCUCAAGACCGAGGAGCAGGUCCAGAAGCUGCAGGCCAUACUGAAGCCCAUGAUGCUCCGGCGGCUGAAGGAAGACGUGGAGAAGAACUUGGCCCCCAAGCAGGAGACCAUCAUCGAGGUGGAGUUGACCAACAUCCAGAAGAAGUACUAUCGGGCCAUCUUGGAGAAGAACUUCAACUUCCUCUCCAAGGGGGCGGGUCACAGCAACAUGCCCAACCUGCUCAACACCAUGAUGGAGCUACGGAAAUGCUGCAACCAUCCCUACCUCAUCAAUGGUGCAGAGGAGAAGAUCCUGACCGAGUUCCGGGAUUCCUGCCACCACCACGUGCCCCACGACUUCCCUUUGCAGGCCAUGGUGCGCUCCUCUGGGAAGCUGGUGCUGAUCGAUAAGCUGCUUCCCAAAUUGAAAGCCGGUGGGCACAAGGUGCUGAUUUUCUCCCAGAUGGUCCGCUGCCUUGACAUCUUGGAGGACUACCUCAUUCAGAAGAGGUACCUCUACGAGCGCAUCGACGGGCGGGUACGAGGGAACUUGCGCCAGGCGGCCAUUGACCGAUUCAGCAAGCCCGACUCGGACCGCUUCGUCUUCCUUCUCUGUACGCGGGCGGGGGGGCUGGGGAUCAACCUGACGGCGGCCGACACCUGCAUCAUUUUCGACUCGGACUGGAACCCCCAGAACGACCUGCAGGCGCAGGCCCGCUGCCACCGUAUCGGGCAGAGCAAGGCGGUGAAGGUUUACCGGCUCAUCACCCGCAACUCCUAUGAGCGCGAGAUGUUCGACAAGGCCAGCCUGAAGCUGGGGCUGGACAAGGCCGUCCUGCAGUCCAUGAGCGGGCGAGAAGGCAGCAUCGCCGGGAUCCAGCAAUUCUCCAAGAAGGAGAUUGAGGACCUGCUGCGCAAGGGGGCUUAUGCCGCCAUCAUGGAAGAGGACGACGAGGGCUCCAAGUUCUGUGAGGAAGACAUCGACCAGAUCCUGCUCCGCCGCACAACCACCAUCACCAUUGAGAGCGAAGGCAAGGGGUCCACUUUCGCCAAGGCGAGCUUCGUGGCCUCUGAGAACAGAACAGACAUAGCCUUGGACGAUCCGAACUUCUGGCAGAAAUGGGCCAAGAAGGCAGAUCUGGACCUCGAUAUGCUGAACAGCAAGAACAACCUGGUGAUCGACACUCCGCGGGUGCGGAAGCAGACCCGCCACUUCAGCACCCUGAAGGACGACGACCUGGUGGAGUUCUCCGACUUGGAAAGCGACGACGAUGACCGGCCGCGCUCCCGGCGCCACGACCGGCAUCACCAUCCCCUCCACCAUUCGUACGGUCGCACGGACUGCUUCCAGGUGGAGAAACAACUGCUGGUCUAUGGCUGGGGCCGCUGGCGGGAGAUCCUGUCGCACGGGCGAUUCAAGCGGCGCAUGUCCGAGCGGGAUGUGGAGAUCAUCUGCCGGGCCAUCCUGGUGUACUGCUUGAUGCAUUACCGGGGCGAUGAGAACAUCAAGGGAUUCAUUUGGGACCUUAUCAGCCCGGUUGAGAACGGCAAAGCUAAGGAGCUUCAGAAUCAUUCCGGCCUGUCCAUCCCGGUCCCCCGGGGCCGCAAGGGGAAGAAGGUGAAGUCCCAGACUACUUUCGACCUCCAGAAAGCCGAAUGGAUUCGCAAGUACAACCCGGAUACCCUCUUCCAGGAUGAGGGCUACAAGAAGCACCUCAAGCAUCAGUGCAACAAGGUGCUGCUACGGGUGCGCAUGCUUUAUUACCUGCGCCAGGAGGUGAUCGGGGACCAGGCCGAGAAAGUGUUGGCAGGCAGCAUUGCCAGUGAGACUGACAUCUGGUUUCCGCUGGUGGAUCAGGCAGAAGUCCCCACGGCCUGGUGGGAUGCGGAAGCUGACAAGUCUUUGCUGCUGGGGGUCUUCAAGCACGGCUACGAGAAGUACAACACAAUGCGAGCGGACCCCACACUUUGCUUCUUGGAGAAGGCCGGUCGUCCGGACGAGAAAGCCAUUGCGGCUGAGCACCGCCUGGACGUCGGGGAAGGAGUGGAUUUUGACAAGGAUUGCGAGGACCCCGAAUACAAGCCAGUGGGCGGCCCGGUCAAGGAGCAGGAAGAAGAGCCUGAUCCGCUGAUGAUGAUGGAUGAGGAAAUAUCUGUAGUGGACGGCGAGGAAGGUAAAUACGGCCAGCCGGGGAACCUGUUCUGGCCCCCGGCCUCGGCGCUCACCGCCCGCCUGCGGAGGCUUAUCACCGCGUUCCAGCGGAGUUACAAGCGGGAGCAGCUCAAGAUGGAGGCGGCCGAGCGAGGGGACCGGCGACGGCGGCGCUGUGAGGCUGCCUUCAAGCUGAAGGAGAUGGUGCGGCGGGAGAAGCAGCAGAGAUGGACACGUCGAGAGCAGUCGGACUUUUACCGCGUGGUCUCCACAUUUGGAGUGGAGUACGACCCGGACACCAUGCGUUUCCACUGGAGCCGCUUCCGGGCCCUCGCCCGGCUGGACAAGAAGACAGACGAGAGCCUGACAAAGUAUUUCCACGGUUUCGUGGCCAUGUGCCGGCAGGUGUGCCGGCUCCCCCCUGCCGUGGGCGACGAGUCUCCAGACCCAACGCUGUUCAUCGAGCCCAUCACAGAGGAGCGGGCCUCGCGCACCUUGUACCGCAUCGACCUCUUGCGGCGUCUGCGGGAGCAGGUGCUGUGCCACCCCCUGUUGGAGGAGCGGCUUGCCCUGUGCCAGGCCCCCGGGCCCGAGAUGCCCGUGUGGUGGCAGUGCGGACGCCAUGACGGAGAGCUGCUGCGGGGCGCGGCACGCCACGGUCUCAGCCAGACCGACGCCACUAUCAUGCAGGACCCGGACUUCUCCUUCCUGGCGGCUCGCCUCAGCCACCUGCACAGUCGGGCCGGGGGCACGGGGACGCCGCCUCCCCCGUCGCUGCCGCCGCUGCCGCCGCCCCCACCACCCCCGCAGCCUUCCCCUUUGGCCCUCCCCGGAGCUGUUGCCACUACCGCUGCUUCCCCCAUGCUCUUCCCCCCGCCCCUGCACGAGCUGCCCGCCCCCCAGCAGCCCCCGGCCCUCCCCUUUAAGCCGGACUCGGCCGACGACUCUGACUCGGAGCUCGACCUCAGCAAGAUCUCUGCUUCUUCAUCCUGCUCCUCCUCCUCUGGCUGCUCUGAUGACAGUGAGGGUGAAGAGGCCUCCUGUGGCGGGAAACUGUUUGAGGAGGAGGAGUCACUUCUCUCCCUGCCCACCUCCCACGAAGGCAACUCCCCGCAGCCCAGCGCUUCGGACCUGCUGUUGCAAGAACGCCAGCGUGCCCACGAGUGGCCGAAGGACCGCGUUCUCAUCCACCGCAUCGACAUGGUAUGCCAGGCUGUGCUUUCGGGGAAAUGGCCUUCAGCGCAGAGCCAGGCGGGCGCCUGCGUGGGCCAGGGAGAGAGCCUACCCCGCUUGCACGGGGACUACACCAGCUCUCCCAUCCCCCACAUUUGCCCGCUGGCGUCUCAGGAGGAAGGGGCCACCUCCUUCACCCGCCUCCGACACGGCGGUCAAGAAAAGGAGUUUACCGUGCAGAUCAAAGAUGAAGAAGGAAUAAAGCUCACUUUCCAGAAGCACAGACUGGUCCCCAAUGGCACCAUGAGGGACCGUCCCGCCGUCACCCAGAAGAAGAGCAGCAAGAAGAUGGUGGAGCUGGAGCUGCAGUGUCUGGAAGCGCUGAGAGGCCCCGACAUCGAUCUCGAAGCCCGGAUCCCGGUGGUGAACAAGACGGAUGGGACCCUGCUGGUGGGCGAUGCCGCUCCUCGGCGGGCAGACCUGGAGGUGUGGCUGCAGGCCCACCCGGAGUUCACCGUGGACCCUCGUUUCCUGGCCUAUAUGGAGGAACGCCGAAAGCACCGGUGGCCCCGGUUUCCAAAGCCGGUUCCGAUUGAGCCGAGCUGCCUGGUGGGGCUAGAGCGAAUGCAGGCUGCCAGCCUCUCUGCCAACGGGAAGAAGGGUUUCCUGCCAGAUCCUACCAUGAACCGUCUCCUGCCAGGAGCGGUAGCAGCCGACAGUGCCCAGAAGCGGGGCCGCCAGACUCCCAUGGAAUUCUCCAACAUGAUGGCGCUGAUGGGAGCCGGCCGGGUCCAGUUGGGGGCCGCAGGGCCUCUCUCCUUGCAUCACGCCCACUUCCAGCCCGGGCCAGCUCACGGCUCUCCUCUCUCAUACAUGCCCUUCUCGACUGCAGCCGCCACCGCCUCCUCCUCCUCUGGCGCCCUGCUGCACCCAGCGCUGGGCCACGCCGGCUUCGCCACGGGCCACUUGCACCUGGGCCACCCCCAGCCCGUGGACGAGGAUGAGGAGGAAGACGAGAUGGACGACUUGUCUCAGGGCUACGCCAGCUCGGAGCGGGACUUCUCCUUGCUCGACGAUGACCCGAUGAUGCCAGCCAACUCCGACUCCAGCGACGAGGACGGGGAGGAGGAAGGGGACGACUGAACCGAGCCCGGAAAUGGACGGGAGAA